AUGCCGCACCCUCGACACAGCACCUCGAGCGACACGCUGCACAACGAGCGACCACUCGCUCCCGGACCGCCUCGCGACCCUGCCCCGCACGCGUCCGGCCCAACUUCCGCGCCGCCAGCUCUCGCUAUCGAGCACUGCGUCGGCCUGAGCACGACCGAGGGCGUCCUCGCCGCACGAGAAGCCGACGUCGAGGCGUACGUCGCGCUCGGACGACUGAGGAGCGCGCGCUCGAGGGUCGAAGGCGGCGAGGGCCCGGUCGACCGGGUGAGGAGCGGGGACGAGGUCGAGAAGGGCUCGCUCUGCGACAAGGAGGGGCUCGAGGGAGACGGUGCAGGCGCAGGAGACGAGUGGACGUACCCGGACGGUGGCUGGAGGGCGUGGGGCGUCGUCUUUGGUGUCUGGUGUCUCGCAGCAUCCCAGCUCGGCUAUGGCCUCCUGUUCGGCAUAUUUAUGGAAAAUCUCGAGGCCCGUCUCCACCAGACGCCGGCGACGCUCAACUUCAUCCAGGGCCUCGCCAACCUCGGCGCCAACGCGUUCAGCUUCGUCGCAGGCCGACUCGGAGAUCGCUGGGGUUUCAAGCCGUGCAUCGGCGCCGGCUGCUGCCUGAGCGUCGUGAGCCUCGUCGGCGCCGCCCUGUCGUACAAGUCGCUCCCGGCCCUCUUUGUCACCCAGGGCGUCCUCCUCGGCAUCUCGCAAGGUCUCGGCAUGUCGCUCUUCAUGGCCGUCCCGAGCCAGUGGUUCCUCAAGCGGCGAGGGCUCGCGACCGGCAUCGCCAUGUCGGGAUCGGGAAUCGGCGGCAGCAUCGCUGCGCUCAUUCUGCGCAGCACGAUCAAGCUCGGGUACCGCAACGCCCUCCUCAUCUAUACAGCCUGCAACGUCGUGGCGUACGUCGUCGGCUUCACGCUCAUCCAGGAGCGGAACCCGCCCCUGAAGGACGGCGAGCGUCGAGUGCCCAAGAACUGGUUGCCCAAGGGCGUGUGGCGAGACGUGCGCUUCUACUCGCUCAUGGGCAGUGUCUUCGUCGGCGUCUGGGGCUACUUGACCCCCUUCUACUUCAUCACCGCUCUCACCAAGCAGCAGUGCCCCGAGUACGCGCCGACCAGUCUCAUCGUCGCCGUGCCCCUCAUCGUCGGGACGGCAGUCAGCGGCGUCGGACGAGUCUUUGGCGGCUAUGUCGCCGACCGCAUCGGGCCGAUCAAUACGCUCUUCCUCUCUUUCUUCAUCGGUGCCAUGACGCAGCUCUUACUGUGGCCGCGCAUGCACUCGUUCGGCGCCAUCAUGGCGUUCGCCUGUCUGUACGGCUGGUUCGGCAGCUGGUUCGUCUCGCUUCUCGCACCGUCCUGCGCUCAACUGUUCGGCACCAAAGGUCUCGCGACAAUCGUCGGCUUUGGCAUUCUCUGCAACUCGCCGGGCGUGUUCAUGGGUGGGAGCGUCGCCGGUUGGACUCUGAACGCUGCUGGGGGCAACUACGGGACCGUCGGCUACUAUUCAGGGAGCAUGAUGCUCGGCGGCGCGCUCGCGUUGCUGCCGGCGCGUGUCAUGGGGCGGAGAGAGCUGUGGGCAAAGUACUGA
Molecule: messenger RNA, 1572 nt
Organism: Rhodotorula graminis WP1
Lineage: Eukaryota; Fungi; Basidiomycota; Microbotryomycetes; Sporidiobolales; Sporidiobolaceae
Exons: 11
Coding region: 1-1572 (523 amino acids)
Biological process (GO): transmembrane transport
Cellular component (GO): fungal-type vacuole membrane
Molecular function (GO): transmembrane transporter activity
Source: RefSeq, a predicted model, not a curated record